This is a messenger RNA of Ipomoea triloba (trilobed morning glory), 1263 nucleotides long. Its product is annotated as replication factor A protein 1-like. The transcript is spliced from 11 exons. NCBI's taxonomy places the organism in Eukaryota, Viridiplantae, Streptophyta, Magnoliopsida, Solanales, Convolvulaceae. The record is from RefSeq and is a predicted model, not a curated record. Bases 1 to 1263 code for a protein of 420 amino acids.
AUGCCGCCGAUGUACGUCUUGGCCACUGAUAUAUCACCAAUGAGAACAACCUGUGCAUUGAAGGUAAGAUGCAUUCGAACGUAUGAAGUGAAGGAACGUAGGUCCACUGAAGUUGUGAAAUGUCGAGAAUGUGUCUUCCAUGAUAGCGAGGGUAAUGUUUUACAUGCUCACAUCCCACGCGAGCAUGUUGUUAAAUUUCAAAACCAGUUUGUUGAAGAUGUGAUUGGAAGGAUCGUUGAGAUUUAUUCUCCUAUAGAAAAGAUUGUAGGUGGAAGGCCUUCUCGGUUAAUUGACUUCCUCAUAGAGGAUGAAAGUGGUGAUGAAAUGAAAUGCACAGUAUGGGACGAUCAUGUCGAUAAGGUCGACUCUUGGGUCAAAAGUGGUUACAAUGCUGGGGAAACUAAGCUUUCAAGCUCCUAUGAUGCCACCCAGUUAUUUAUCAAUGAACCCAUUCCUGAAAUUAUCGAGUUUAGGGAUAGAAUAUGUGGUGAGAAGACUCCUAUGCGUAGUAUUUGUUCUAUCUCAAGUAUGUCUGCUGCAAAUACUUUUGACACAUUCAACACUGGUUCUAUGAUUAUGACUACCAUUAGUGAGGUGUAUGAGAAGAAACAAUACAGCGAUUAUUGGGUGGUGGCUAAGAUCGUUGGUAUAGAAGGUGCUUUGGACUGGUGUUAUAACUCAUGUAAAACACAAGGUUGUAGCAAAAAACUAACCCUAAAUACCAAGGGCCUCUAUGACUGUUACAAGUGUAAUAAGACAUGGGCAGAAGGAAUUUUGAGAUAUAGGAUUAAGGUGAGAGUUGUUGAUAGGAAUGGUAAUGCACCAUUCCUUUUAUGGGACCGGGAAUGCAAAGAGUUGAUUGGCAUGUCUGCUGUGGAACUGAGAGACAAAUAUCCACAGGAUAACCAACUUCUACCCAAUGAGAUUUUAUCCUUGUGUUCUAUGGCACUAAUAUGGAAGAUUGCUGUUAUUAACGAUCCUAAAUUGGUUGAUUCCUACUGUCCUGAAUUAUUGGAAAGCUUUGAUAAUGAUCCUACUUCUAAGCUUCAGUCCAAUGACUGUUUUGAAUCAGAUGAGGAGUUUCUUUUUGAAGGUGAGGCUGAAAGUCCUCUAGCCAUAACUGGAAAUGCAAAGGAUCUAGAGGUUUUAGACUCCGGUGCUGUUAAGCGAUGUCUUCUGGAUCAGUUUUCCUCAACAAAGACCUCUUCAAAGAAACUUCUCUUGGAAGUCAAGUUGGAGAAGACAACUGAUGAUGCAGCUUAA